This is a messenger RNA of Vidua chalybeata, 1438 nucleotides long. It is a transcript of the gene RAPSN, whose product is annotated as receptor associated protein of the synapse. Gene Ontology annotation, biological process: chemical synaptic transmission. Gene Ontology annotation, cellular component: synapse. Lineage: Eukaryota; Metazoa; Chordata; Aves; Passeriformes; Viduidae. The transcript has 8 exons. Gene Ontology annotation, molecular function: protein-membrane adaptor activity; acetylcholine receptor binding. Bases 1 to 1263 code for a protein of 420 amino acids. The record is from RefSeq and is a predicted model, not a curated record.
AUGAGGCUUUUUAAUCCAUGGGAGAUGGGUCAGGACCAGACAAAGCAACAGAUAGAGAAAGGACUCCAUCUUUACCAGUCUAACCAGACUGAAAAGGCCCUGCGAGUCUGGAUGAGGGUUUUGGAGAAGUCUGCGGAUCCUGCUGGCAGGUUUCGGGUUUUGGGUUGCCUCAUCACUGCUCAUGCAGAGAUGGGCAGAUACAAAGACAUGCUGAAGUUUGCAGUGGUCCAGAUUGACACAGCACGGGAGCUGGAAGACCCAGAUUUCCUUACAGAGAGCUACCUAAACCUGGCUCGCAGCAAUGAGAAACUCUGUGAAUUCCAGAAAACAAUCUCUUACUGUAAGACGUGCCUGAACAUGCAGGGUACCACUGUGAGCAUGCAGCUGAACGGCCAGGUGAGCCUCAGCAUGGGCAAUGCCUUCUUGGGCCUCAGCAUUUUCCAGAAGGCUUUGGAGUGCUUUGAGAAAGCUUUACGCUACGCACACAACAACGAUGACAAGAUGCUGGAGUGUCGAGUCUGCUGCAGCCUCGGGAACUUUUACACCCAGAUAAAGGACUAUGAGAAAGCCUUGUUUUUCCCAUGUAAAGCUGCUGAACUGGUGAAUGACUACGGGAAGGGCUGGAGCCUGAAGUACCGUGCCAUGAGCCAGUACCACAUGGCCGUGGCCUAUCGGAAGCUGGGGCGCCUGGCAGACGCCAUGGAUUGCUGUGAGGAGUCCAUGAAGAUUGCCCUGCAGCAUGGUGACCGGCCACUGCAAGCACUGUGUCUGCUCUGCUUUGCAGAUAUCCAUCGCAGUCGUAGGGACGUGCAGACAGCUUUCCCUCGGUAUGAUUCUUCCAUGAGCAUCAUGACAGAGAUUGGAAACCGCCUGGGCCUGAUCCAGGUGCUACUAGGAGUGACUAAGUGCUGGAUGAUUCAAAAGGAGCUGGACAAGGCUCUGGAGAGCAUUGAAAAGGCACAGGAGCUGGCAGAGGGACUAGGCAACAAGCUCGGCCUGCUGAAGCUCCACUGCCUGUGUGAAAGGAUUUAUCGCACGAAGGAGCAGCAGCAAGAAUUGCGUGACCAUGUAGUGAAGUUCCAUGAAUGUGUGGAGGAGAUGGAGCUGUACUGUGGCAUGUGUGGAGAGUCCAUUGGGGAGAAGAACAACCAGCUCCAGGCACUACCUUGCUCCCACUUCUUCCACUUGAAGUGCCUCCAGACCAACGGGACCCGCGGCUGCCCCAACUGCCGCCGCUUGUCGGUGAAGCCCGGCUACGUCUGACCGCCCCGGGCUCGGCCGGGGACUGACGGAGCCGCUCCCGGGCCCCCUCGGGCUGUGCCUGGCGGGGGGCGUCCUCGGCCUCUCCUACGCGGGGCUGACCCGCUCCCGCGGCCCCGCUCCCUUCCCCCUCGCAACUGUGUACGGGCACUGACUGUAAUAAAGGUUUUCUCCGGGA